AGUCGGCAGACCUAGUUAACUGCCAACGACCUUAUGCUUCGUGACCAUGAGGCCUUCGAAUCUUGGUGCUCUCAGAUCAGCUCAGGGCAGCUACUCCAUGAGUUAUCUGAUUCGUAUGAAAUGCUGAAAUACAUGGAAAUGGAGGCGAACAGAAAAGGGAUUUGCAUCUAAGCCUAAACCACUCGCAUUUUCAAGACCUCAGAAGUCUACGCCCUGUCGGUUGGGUUUGGGUAAUGGCUCCGACAGAGGUGAAAACGCUGUAUCUGCAAUUUCUUCCGCUUCUGACGUUAAUUUGGGUGUCCAGAAUGGGCGCCUCGGACACUAUGUUCAACGACUCAGUAAGUGGGCAUUCGGUUGUUUCCCGAAAUGAAAACCCAAAAGGACGGUGCCCACAUGGUUGGUUUAUUAGCCCAAACAGGACUAAGUGCUACGGUUUUAUGUCGAGCCCUAAAUCAUGGAAUGAAUCAGAGAACCAAUGUAAUGGUUUAGGCGGGAACUUGGCAUCUCUGAUAACAUAUCAAGAGUUCAGCUUUGCACAAAACAUGUGUAAUGGAACUUUUGGUGGCUGUUGGGUGGGUGGCAGAGUGUUCAACUCUUCAAAUAAUCUUGUUUGGAAGUGGUCAGAUAAUGUUUCGAAAUGGAACGAUUCCAUUAUUCCCAGCACAGCUUCACAAUCUAAUUGCAAAAAUGUCUCUUGCCGCAUGAAUGAUUUGAUUGAAACAUGUGCUUUGAUAGUUGGUGGACUAGCAGCACCCUUCCUUAGGGAUGAGAAAUGCAACAGUUCUCACCCUUUUAUAUGCAUGAUAAAUCUAGAUGAUAGAUGCCAGCGCAUGCACUGCCACAAGGAGUAUCUAGUUAUUCUAGCUGUUGUGAGUGGGUUGAUAUUUUGCACGACGUUUGCUGUUGUGAUUUGGCUUCUUGCCUACAAGAGGAGCAAAAAACGGAGAAGGUCUCGGAAGGUAUCCAAUCCUGCAGCUUCUGCACUGGUACCACCUUCAUGGAAGGUGUUUACCAAGGAAGAGCUGAGAUCUAUUACAAAAAACUUUAGUGAGGGAAACUGUCUUCUUGGAGACACAAAAACGGGUGGUACAUACAGUGGACUCUUACCCGAUGGUUCAAGAGUUGCAAUUAAAAGAUUAAAGAAGUCCACCUUUCAGAGGAAAAAAGAGUUUCAUUCUGAAAUUGCAAGAGUUGCUAGACUUCGUCACCCAAGUUUGGUUGCCCUGAAAGGAUGCUGCUAUAACCAUGGUGACCGGUACAUUGUUUAUGAAUUCGUUGUCAAUGGACCCUUAGAUCGAUGGCUUCACCAUGUACCGAGAGGUGGUCGAAGCUUAGAUUGGACCAUGAGAAUGAAAAUUGCCACGACUCUUGCCCAAGGGAUUGCGUUCCUUCAUGACAAGGUCAAGCCACACGUGGUACAUCGAGAUAUCCGUGCCAGUAAUGUACUUCUUGAUGAAGAAUUUGGAGCACAUCUGAUGGGAGUUGGCCUAUCGAAAUUGGUGGCAUAUGAAGCGAUGCACGAGAGGACGGUUAUGGCAGGAGGAACCUACGGAUACCUUGCUCCUGAAUUUGUCUACAGAAAUGAACUAACGACAAAGAGCGAUGUCUACAGUUUUGGGGUGCUACUGCUUGAAAUUGUGACGGGUCGGAGGCCUACACAGGCAGUUGAUUCAGUUGGCUGGCAGAGCAUUUUCGAAUGGGCAACACCACUUGUGCAGGCUCACCGUUACCUAGAUCUCUUGGAUCCUUGUAUAACAGGCAGUUCUACUUCUGGGAUUCCGGAGUGUGGUGUUGUUCAGAAGGUGGUGGACCUUGUGUAUGCUUGCACGCAGCAUGUCCCAUCCAUGCGCCCUAGAAUGUCGCAUGUUGUUCAUCAGUUGCAGCAAUUGGCCCCUUCACCUCUCACUAUGAAGUAAAGAAUUCCCAUUGCUAGAUUCUAACUUGGAAUGAAGCCAGUUAGUCUAGGACAGGAUCCAAGGUUGGUAGUCACAUUUAACCCAAUUUCUGAAUAGUUUUCGAACACGGGGGUAUGACCACUUCACUUGGUCAAACUAUUGUGCAAUGUUCGAUAUCUAAUGGUAACAACAAACACGAUUAUUUAACAUAACUUGCAAAAUGAUUCAUCCGACAGUUGCUUUCCUUUUAAUGGACUCGAUUCUUGUCA
Molecule: messenger RNA, 2164 nt
Organism: Cucurbita moschata (crookneck pumpkin)
Lineage: Eukaryota; Viridiplantae; Streptophyta; Magnoliopsida; Cucurbitales; Cucurbitaceae
Product: C-type lectin receptor-like tyrosine-protein kinase At1g52310
Exons: 6
Coding region: 234-1916 (560 amino acids)
Biological process (GO): protein phosphorylation
Molecular function (GO): protein tyrosine kinase activity; ATP binding
Source: RefSeq, a predicted model, not a curated record